AUGACUAUAGUUUCUUCAAUUAAUAGAGUUUUAAGAAAUUUGGCAGCGAAAAAAGAACAACAAGCGAUGCAAAAUGAUUUUUAUGAUCGAGCUUUGCGAUAUUCUUCAACUCAAUGGUACAAUCAGUGGCCAAUGGGAGUACCAGGAGCUGUAGGUUUAGCACAGCUACCAUCUCUACCACAAACUAAUCAUACCGAUAAAAAAGAUUCUGGUGUGUUUUUUGCUUUUUAA
Molecule: messenger RNA, 231 nt
Organism: Thelazia callipaeda (thelaziosis nematode)
Lineage: Eukaryota; Metazoa; Nematoda; Chromadorea; Rhabditida; Thelaziidae
Source: the annotation of a GenBank genome assembly